GCGGCCGGGCAGUCUGGAUGCAUGCAGGCUGCAAAACCCAGUCCCAGCUCGCUGGCACUUGAUACUGCGCCUUUGCUUUCUCGCGCUCGCGGACCCUCCUGGAGCCCGCCACCAUCCUGCCCACUACGUGCUGCCUUGCGCCCGCAGCCAUGUGCCGCACCCUGGCCGCCUUCCCCAACACCUGCCUGGAGAGAGCCAAAGAGUUCAAGACACGUCUGGGGAUCUUUCUUCACAAAUCAGAGCUGGGCUCCAGUACUGGGAGUAUUGGCAAAUUCGAGUGGAGCAGUAAACACGGCAAAGAGAAUAGAAACUUCUCAGAAGAUGUGCUGGGGUGGGGAGAGUCGUUUGACCUGUUGCUGAGCAGUAAAAGUGGAGUGGCUGCUUUCCACGCUUUCCUGAAGACCGAGUUCAGCGAAGAGAACCUGGAGUUCUGGCUAGCCUGUGAGGAGUUCAAGAAGAUCCGAUCGGCUACCAAGCUGGCCUCCAGGGCACACCGGAUCUUCGAGGAGUUCAUCUGCAGCGAGGCCCCUAAAGAGGUCAACAUUGACCAUGAGACCCGCGAGCUGACGAGGAUGAACCUGCAGGCCGCCACAGCCACAUGCUUUGACACGGCUCAGGGGAAGACACGUACCCUGAUGGAGAAGGACUCCUAUCCACGCUUCCUGAAGUCGCCCGCUUACCGGGACCUGGCUGCCCAAGCCUCAGCCGCCUCUGCCCCUCCGUCUAGCUGCAGCCUGGCCGAGCCCUCACACACCUGAGUCUCCAUUGGCACUGAGGAAGCCAGCCGGGAAGAGAGGUUGAGUCACCCAUCCCUGAGGUGGCUGCCCCUGUGUGGGAGGCAGGUUCUGCAAAGCAAGUGCAAGGGGACAAAAAGAAAAAAAAAAAAAAAAAAAAAAAAAGAAAAAAAAGCGCUCCAGCAGCCUGUUUGGAAAACAGCAGCCUCUCCUUCAGAUACCGGGGGACCCAUGCCAGAGAGGGGCCGCCACCUCCAGGACCUGUGAAUGAGGGUUCAUGAGGGCUGGUGGGGCUCUCUGUGGGAAAAGGUGGUACAGGGUUAGCACUGGCUCUCUUUCUCACCGGAGAAGGAAGCGCUCUGGCCUGGUUUAGGAAACUUGCAGAUAAAGGGAACCGUGAACAUGGGAGGGCGAAAGGCGCCCGGGUCAGCUGUUGUGCCUGUCGCUCAGCUGACUCUCAUCGCAUCCUGUUUUCCUGAGUCCCAGACUGUUCUGGGCAAGGGAGGGGCCCUGGGUGUGGAGCUUCCCCUUUGGCCCUCCUCACUGACUUCUCGGCUGGCCCAGGAUCCCUUAGCGUGUCCCUCCUAACACACCUGCGUGUCAGUCCGGCCUUGCGGUUAUAUCAGGGCCAGCACGCUGAUGUGACUCUGGCCCCGUAUGAGAUGUUUAUACCUCAAACACUGGCCUGCGAGCCCUUUCCAAGUCAGUGCAGAGCCCUGAAAGGAGGCUUCUUUGAAUCUGUCCCGGUGCUCUGGGUGGCCCCCUGCAGGUGGCCCCGACCCUGGGUUGCAGCAGGGGCCACCUGUGAGCAGGCCCUACGGGGCGGGGGUGGGGGGGUCUCUUGCUGGAUGUGCCCUCUCUGAGCUCUGGGCUGCCCUUGGAGGCGGGGCCCAGGCGAAGAGAGUGUGGAGCCCUCAGGGAGUGGCUUUUCCAGCUCUCAUGCCUCGCAGCGUGGACGGAGACAGAAAAGGAUCCUAGGAAACAAAUCUCUUGGCAGUCCCUGACAGUCCUGCUGAAAUCGAGCCGGUGUGUUUUGUGGGUAUGAGAACAGGCAAAAGGAGAGGCCCCUAGAUACAAGGGGAGCCUCGUGUUUCUUUCCUGUUGACAUGAGAUACACCAUACAAGUGGCAGCAGAGGUGGCACAGGACCACGGCGCCCUCGGACAGAGCGCAGAAGCUGCGGGGAGAGGCUGCUCGGAAGGGUGGGACCGUGGGGAGUCAGAACCUGCUUGUCGCCUCCGGGCAUCACCGAACAAACAUUUCAUGACGGGAACUCCUGCCGCAGAGCCCAGGAUCAUCAGCACUGUUCUCUCUGCACCCGAUCUCCCCCAGGAGAUUAUUUCAGUGUAUUGUCUCGUUGGUUUUGUGCGAUUGUCAUAGCAUAUUGUUUUUGUUAUUGUUGGUGCUGUUAUUUAUUAUUGUAAUUUCAGUUUGCCUCUACUGGAGAAUCUCAGCAGGGGCUGCAGCCUGACUGUCUCCCUCUCUCCACCAGACUCUACCUCUGAAUGUGCUGGGAACCUCGUGGAGCCUGUCAGGAACUCCUCAUUGUUAUUAAUUUAUUGUGACAAAUGGAGCUGGUUUCCUAGAUAUGAAUGAUGUUUGCAAUCCCCAUUUUCCUGUUUCAGCAUGUUAUAUUCUUCUACAAUAAAAACAAAAGUCAAAUAUGA
Molecule: messenger RNA, 2400 nt
Organism: Saimiri boliviensis boliviensis (Bolivian squirrel monkey)
Lineage: Eukaryota; Metazoa; Chordata; Mammalia; Primates; Cebidae
Gene: RGS16
Product: regulator of G protein signaling 16
Source: RefSeq, a predicted model, not a curated record